AAGAAGGAAGAGCCACUCUGAGUUUUUUGUAUUCAAACGGAGUGAAAGACCACGUUCCUCUGUCUCAGCUGCACCUCUCUGACGGAACACUGCUUUUACUUCUUCUUUCUGAAGUUUCCUCUCAGCCAGAUCUCUGUCACGAUCUCCAGAAGCGGGCUGCAUUCCAAUCCUUUCAAAGACCAAGAAGACCCUCUCCUCUUCUCACCACAUCCACCAUCACUUCUUCCUGCAGGAUGAGGCAUGUUUCUCCUCUGAGGGGGGGCGUCUCCCUGCUCUUACUUUUGCACACCGCCUCCUCCAUGCUGAUGCUGCCCAACUCCACGGGCUGGGCACCGAUUCUGGACAAGUACCUGGACGAGGAGGGGGACUUUUGGGAGGCCAAGCAGAGGGGAAAGAGGGCCAUCACGGACAGCGACGCUCAGCUGAUCCUGGAUCUGCACAACAAGCUCCGAGGCCAGGUGUACCCCCCCUCUUCCAACAUGGAGUACAUGUUGUGGGACACAGAGUUGGAGCGUACAGCGGAGGAGUGGGCUGAGACCUGUCUUUGGGAACACGGACCCGCGAGUCUCCUGCCGCAGAUCGGACAGAACCUGGGAGCUCACUGGGGAAGGCAUCGCCCCCCCACCUUCCACGUGCAGGCCUGGUACGAUGAGGUGAAGGAUUACUCCUUCCCUUACCCUCAGGAGUGCGACCCCUACUGCCCCUUCAGAUGCUCCGGCCCCGUGUGUACUCACUACACUCAGCUGGUCUGGGCCACCAGCAGUCGGAUCGGCUGUGCCAUCAACACGUGUUACAACAUGAAUGUUUGGGGACAGAUCUGGGCCAAAGCCGUCUAUCUCGUCUGCAACUAUUCACCAAAGGGAAACUGGUGGGGGCACUCUCCAUACAAACAUGGGACCCCCUGCUCCGCCUGUCCUCCCAGCUAUGGAGGAGGCUGCAAGGAAAACCUGUGCUACAAAGAUGACAGCUCCUACGGCGCACAAGAGGAAACGGAAGAAAACAACUUCAUCGAGCCGGAGACCCCCCCUCGUUCUCCACAGAAACCUCGACCUAGGGCCCCCAAACCGGACCCCCCCCAAAAUGUCCCCGCCCCGGACCCCCCCACAGAGGACCUGCUGAGGAACGAGGUGGUCAACACACAGCAGAUGUCUCAACUGGUGACCUGUGACACCAAGCUUCGAGAUCAGUGUAAAGGAACGCCAUGUAACAGAUACGAGUGUCCAGCCGGGUGCCUUGAUGCUACAGGGAAAGUAGUUGGGACAGUUUACUAUGAAAUGCAAUCCAGCGUGUGCAGAGCCGGCUUACAUGCAGGAGUCAUAGAUAAUGACGGGGGAUGGAUAGAUGUGACAAGACAAGGCAGGAAGGACUUUUUCAUCAAAUCCAACAAGAACGGAGUCCAGUCUCUCGGGAAGUAUCUCAGUGCCAAUUCCUUCACCGUUUCCAGAGUAGCAGUCAAAGCCAUCACAUGCGAAACCACAGUUGCACCGAUGUGUUCGUACCAAAGACCUGCAAAACACUGUCCGCGGUUAUACUGCCCGAGGAACUGUUUAGAGGAGAACCCUCACAUAUCCAGAGUAAUCGGCACCAGAAUAUACUCUGAUAAGUCCAGUAUUUGCCGAGCAGCGGUCCACGCUGGAGUCCUCCGGAACGAUCUCGGGGGUUACAUCGACGUGAUGCCGGUGGAUAAGCGGAAAAAUUACAUCGCCUCACAUCAAAAUGGCAUUUCUUCAGAGAGCCUCCAAAACCCCCCCGGAGGAAAAGCUUUCCGGGUGUUCGCCGUGAUUUGAGAACCCCAUGAGAGCGGCUUCACAAAAACAGAAAGCGCACUUGUGCUGUUGAAAAGGCGCCAAUCAAGCCCUGUUGUCAAAACACAACGACUGAAAUGUUUUCUGGCUCUGCUUCACACCAGGGGUCGGAGGUCGUUACCAUGACAGCGUAAAUCUAGCAAAGGAAACUUGACACACACACACAAAAACACACACAUCUGUCACCUGCAUUGAGUUUUCAAAUUGUCCUCUCCAGCAGGAAACGCUUUUACCUGUAAAUAUCUCGCUGUACAGACUUGUAAAUAAUAUCACACGUGUUUGUCUUUGUGCCAUUUCCUUGCCAUUCUAACAAACAGCUGUGUAUGAUUAUAGAAAAUAAUACGAUAUAACUUUAUAAAGGCACUUAACGAGGAAUUACAUUAUUAUUUUAUUAAGUCUGGCACAUUUGUACUGGUGCUCCGGGGGGGUUUGUUGUCAUAUUUUGUACUUUUUUAACUGGCGAACAAAUUGUUAUGCAUUUAUUUUUAUAUGAUAAUGCUUUAUAUCAACAGGAUUUAUAAAGGAUGCUGCUAUAUGUGUUUUGUAAUUGCCAGUGUGUUGGGAUUUGUUUGUUUUACAGAUAAUGUGGUUUAGUUUAAACUCCCUGCAGGUCGGGGACUCACUCUAUUUCCAAAGUAUGUUUUCAAGUCAUAUCUAUUCAUUUGUAUUUAACAAAAGUAAGCAGAAGCGAUACUAUGCAACAGUUGUAUCACAUACAGUGUAGGGUAAUGAGUUUUAAUCGGUAUAAUGUUCAUAUUGUUUCCAGCUUUAAUGGGCAAUUCAUUGUUUUUUUGUCUGCAUUUUACAUAUUUUCCUACCUCGAGAUGUUGGGAAAAGUCAAUUUUGCAAUAAAAUAUUACAGCCACCUCA
Messenger RNA from Gymnodraco acuticeps, 2675 nucleotides. It is a transcript of the gene crispld1a, whose product is annotated as cysteine-rich secretory protein LCCL domain containing 1a. NCBI's taxonomy places the organism in Eukaryota, Metazoa, Chordata, Actinopteri, Perciformes, Bathydraconidae. Gene Ontology annotation, cellular component: extracellular region. Bases 234 to 1787 code for a protein of 517 amino acids. The transcript is spliced from 15 exons. The record is from RefSeq and is a predicted model, not a curated record.